CCAAAUGUAGGAUUCUAUGCGUCGACUUCACUAAAAUGCACAGCAGAAUGUUGUGAUGUUGAUACGUUUGGUGAAGUUGAAGGUAAUUACGGAAAUCACUUCGAUACAUCAACCGGGGUAUUUACUGCUCCACUGGAUGGCUUGUAUUUAAUAAGUGUUAGUUCAGGAACUUCAGGAAGACGUGAAAUUUACUGUACUAGAUGCUAUCACAAGAGAAAUAACCAGUUGUAUAAAAAGGGAGAUGGCACUAAUCUGUUCGAUAUUUAUGCCAGCCAAACGAUAACGAGGUGCAUUGAGAUGAAAGCAGGGGACAUAGUUUAUUUGCAGUCGACGACCUUUCACGAAGACAGUGAAAUCUGGAUUUCGAUUCAUUUUUCAUGUUGCAUGAUUAAACGAUGACUUGAAAAUUA
This is a messenger RNA of Lymnaea stagnalis (great pond snail), 410 nucleotides long. NCBI's taxonomy places the organism in Eukaryota, Metazoa, Mollusca, Gastropoda, Lymnaeidae. The record is from the annotation of a GenBank genome assembly.